This is a messenger RNA of Octopus bimaculoides (California two-spot octopus), 3227 nucleotides long. RefSeq lists its product as uncharacterized. Lineage: Eukaryota; Metazoa; Mollusca; Cephalopoda; Octopoda; Octopodidae. The record is from RefSeq and is a predicted model, not a curated record.
UACGCAUGCGCAAACGGACAUGGCUUCUUUGAGGCUCCGAAGAUUAUUUUCAAAAGAAUUCCUUUCAUCCUUAUCCCGUUCAUCGCCGAAAUUGUCCAGUUUGUAUGUCAUGAACAUCAGAUGACAUUGACAGAAGAGAAUCUUUAAAUUCAGAAGCAUCAUCAUUAUUAUCGUCUCAAGACUCAAGGAAAACCUUAUGCAGAAGAAACAUAAAGCCCUUUUCAUGUAAACUGAUGGUAAACUAUUUCUUUAGACCUGUCUAUAAACUUGGGGUAAAUUUACAAAGGAAUUUGCACCAUCUUUGGAUGGUGUCAGAUAUCACAGAUGAUGGAAAUAUAGCAAAAGAAAUAUUUGUUAGCCAUGAACUAUAAAAGCAGAAAUUUGAAAACUAUUAAUUUAUUAUGGUGAGAGAAAAAAUAUCGAAACAAUAUUUGAGACACUCAACCCUUUAGGUUGUUUAAACCAGCCAUAUCUGGCCCAAAAUAUUCUGCUUUAGAUCCAGCCUGUAUCAUCUAAAAAUAAACACACACGCCAUUGAAAGUUUUAAGCUACAAUAUAAUGCAUGAUUAAUUCAAAACUGAAUAAAUAAGCAUUGCAUUUGACAAAGCAAUCUGAAUAUUAAUGGGUUAAAAGAAUGAUUCUUUUUGUAAAAACAUGGCAAAAACAGUGCAAAAAUUAUACACUUGCAAUAUCUGUAAAAAGUCCUUUUCUAAGGCUCUUACACUCACUAAUCACCGAUGCCACCACUGUGAUGUCUGUGGUAAAUCAUUUUCGCGUGCAGAUAGUUUGGCUUCCCACAAAUAUACGCAUACGGGAGAAAAGAAACCAUAUAGUUGUGAUAUCUGUGGUAAAUCAUUUUCUCAUAAACAUCAUUUAGCUAGACACAACUAUGUUCAUACAGGAGCGAAGCCAUAUCACUGUGAUAUCUGUGGUAAUUCAUUCUCCGAUGGAAGUACCUUAACUAAACACAAACGUAUUCAUACAGGGGAGAAACCAUAUCGUUGUGAUAUCUGUGGUAUAUCAUUCUCUCAGAUUAUUCACUUAACUAGACACAUAACGAGUCACACAGGAGAAAAACCAUACAAAUGUGAUGUAUGUAAUAAGUUAUUCUCUCAAGCGUAUACUUUGGCACAACAUGUACGGACCCAUACAGGAGAAAAACCAUAUCACUGUGACAUUUGUGGUGAAUCAUUCUGUCAAAACAACCUCUUAGCUGCACAUAAGUAUAUUCAUACAGGAAAGAAACCAUAUUACUGUGAUAUUUGUGGUGAUGGAUUUUCUCAGAAAUGUGCUUUAGUUGCUCACGGCUAUGUUCAUACAGGAGAGAAACCUUAUCGCUGCCAUGUCUGUGGUGAUGGCUUUUCCGAAAGAAGUGCCUUGAAUGCGCAUGCAUAUGUUCAUACAGGAGGGAAACCUUAUCACUGUGAUAUGUGUGGGAAAUCUUUCUUCUUCAGGGGUUCCUUUACCAAACAUAAACUGAUCCAUACUGGAGAAAAACCAUUUCACUGUAACAUUUGUGGUCAGUCAUUCUCUGAUAAAAGUGUCCUAUGUGAUCACAAACAGAUUCAUGCUAAAGGCAAGCCACAUCAAUGUGAUAUCUGCGGUAAGUCGUUCUCUCAAAGUAGAGCUUUAACCAAUCACUUACGCAGUCAUACAGGAGAGAAACCAUAUCGCUGUGAUAUCUGUGGUAAAUCAUUCUCUGUAAAAAGUACCUUAAAAAAACACUCACGCAUUCAUACUGGAGAGAAACCAUAUCAUUGUGAUAUUUGUGGUUAUUCAUCUUCUAUUGAAAGUAACAUAAUUCAACACAAACGUAUUCACACAGGAGAGAAACCACAUCGCUGUGAUAUCUGUGGUAAAUCAUUUUCUAUAGCUAGUAACUUAAAUAGACAUAUGUACAUUCAUACAGGAGAUUCACCAUAUCAUUGUGAUAUUUGUGGUAAAACAUUUACUGUAAGUAGUAACUUGAAAGUUCAUAAACGAACUCAUACAGGCGAGAAACCUUUUUACUGUGACAUCUGUGGUAAAUCAUUCUCAGAGAAUCGUUUCUUAAAAAAACACAGGCUUAAUCACACAGGAGAACAUGCCUAUCACUGUAAUAUCUGUGGUAAAUCAUUCUCUGAAAAUCGGUUCUUAAAAAAACACAAACUUAGUCACCCUGGAGAGCUGCCAUAAUAUUUCGAUAGAUUUGGAAAGAAUGUUUGCUCAGAUUGGGAACUUAGCUAAACUCAAAAUAAGAUAACAUAAAAGGAUUGGUUUUUGCUGUUGUAAAAAGAAUGUUACAUUGUCAUAAUGUCUUACAUGUAAAAAAAAUCAUCCUCAAAAUAAAAAGGUAACACCACUACUCAUAAAUAAGAGGAACAAGUUGCACUGUGUUUGUAGAAAAUCAUUUUCUCACUGAAAUACUACAACGAAACACAUUCAUACUGGAUCACUGUUGUAAAUCUCUCAUGGAAAGGCUAUAUCACUCUGAUAUCUGAUUAAUGCUGCUCUGAUGGAGAUAUCUUCACCAGCCACAAAUGCACCGAUGAAGAGAAACCAUGUCAAUGUGAUAUUUGUGGUAAAUCACACUCAAGAGGGAGUCACUCCACUACACACAUAUUAUAUUCAUACAAGAGGGAAACUAUAACACUCAUGUGAUAUCAAUUGUAAAUCACUCCAAAAAAAACGAAAUUAAAAAAUGUUUCUUAAUUGCAAAAGAGAAGAAUAACCUUAUCGUUGUCAAAACGAAUUCUACGAAACAUCUUAUAGAAUAUCACACACAAAUAUACAUAUGUAUAUAGAUGAAAUUUAUAGAAAAACAAAAAAUGAAGACAGGUGUAUUAAGUUUGACACUUGGGAAUAUAAAAAAACGAAAAAGUCUUUUAUGUUUCAAACCUAUGCUCUUCAACAGAGGGGAAUAAGAGAGAAUGAAAGAAAAAACCCUGCAGAUUUAGUAAUCAAGCAUGGCAACUGAUUGGAAGAAGAGUUUAGAAGGAAGGUCGAUAAUAAAGUCACAGUGCCCCCACCUCCCAACUGAAGGAACGUGUGUGUGAAUAGGGGCCAGUUUUUGACAAGUCUGGGUGAGUAAGUGUGUGCCUCUAAUGUGUCACUGCUCAUAUAGGGGUAUGUGUGGUGAUGAUGGCGGGUGCUGGGAAGUGGUCACCGCUACAGACAUGUGGUGUCCAUGUAUGCGUUGCAUGCCUUCUUUUCUAGGAUAAAUAAAGUUUUGUUUCAUGUAAAAUUAA